AUGUGGACUCUCUUGUUCCUUUGUGGUGUGCUCAUCACACAUCAGGUGCAAGGAUGUGGUGGUUACCUGUAUGGCAGCAGUGGCAGUUUUUACAGCCCCAACUAUCCAAACCCGUACCCAGACAAUUCUGACUGUACAUGGUACAUCAGACCAGGCAGUCAGAUUAUUCAGCUGGAGCUGUCGGAUGUAAACACUGAGUGUGGAUAUGAUUAUGUUUACGUCUAUGAUGGCUCCAGUACUGGAAGCCGGCUUCUGGGAAAGACAUGUAACAACACCAAAAACAACACUUUCUAUUCCACCGGUUAUUAUUUGACUGUGCGCUUCAGGAGUGAUGGCAGUGUAAGAAACACAGGAUUUCAUGCUUCUUACAGAGUUGUGUCUGGAGGUUCCUGCAUUCACAACUGUGGUUACCAAGUUGGUAAUUGCUCUUGCUCUUCGAGCUGUGUAUACAGAGGGGACUGUUGUUAUGACUACGAAGAUCACUGCACGUCCACAACAGUAACAGAUAUACCAGAAACAGCAGCAACAACAGAUCUGUACUCAUGUCUUUACAACUGUGGCUCACACCUGGGAAGCUGUUCCUGUACUAGCUCUUGUGAAUACUACGGCAACUGUUGUCAUGACUACUACUCUUACUGCCCAAGCACAGGAGAUCCAGUCACAGAUCAGCCAUCAUGUCGUUACAACUGUGGCACGCACCUGGGAAGCUGUUCAUGCAGAAGCUCUUGUCAAUACAAUGGUGACUGUUGCUAUGACUACUAUGAUUACUGCUCAUCAACCACUACGUGGCCUGACGUUACAGCUCAGCCUUCGUGUCGAUACAACUGUGGCUGGAGCAUGGGAAGCUGCUCCUGCUCAAGCUCUUGUGAAUACUAUGGAAAUUGCUGCAAUGACUACUACUAUCACUGCCAGUCUCCUGACUUUACCACAGCUCAACCCUCAUGUCGAUACAACUGUGGCAGUUACAUGGGAAGCUGUUCCUGCUCAAGCUCAUGUGAAUACUAUGGAAACUGUUGUUAUGACUACCACUCCUACUGCUUAGUCUCAACUAGGGAGCCAACAGGGUCAUGUGGAGGCAAUCUGUUUGGCUCUGGCACCUUCUCUAGCCCUAACUAUCCCAGCUACUAUCAUGACAAUGCCUACUGCAUGUGGCAACUAAGAGCUGCAUACGACCAAAGAAUCUUCCUGCAAUUUACAUUCCUACAGCUGGAAAACUGCUGUUCCUGCGACUACAUUGAAAUCUAUGAUGGGCCGUAUGUUUAUUCACCAUUUUUGGGCAAAGUCUGCAACAACAGUCUGAGCACUUUCUUCUCCACUUCCAACUAUAUGACUGUGGUCUUCCGGACUGACGGUUCUAUGGUUGGUCGAGGUUUCAACGCCGAGUUCACGAGCUCUUUGACACCAAGCUCAGGUCGAGUGGACUGCUCCUCAGACAACAUGAACAUCGUGAUUGAGAAGUCUUACUUGAACAGUUUGGGUUAUGAUGGUCACAGCCUGUACCUGAAUGACCCACACUGCAGACCCCAGAUUUCCUAUUACAAUGUGGUCUUCAGUUUUCCUCUCAACACUUGUGGCAACACAAGAGAGUUUGAGAAUGGCAAAAUUGUGUACACAAACAGUCUUCGUGCCUACAACUCCAACUACGGCGAGAUCACACGCCAGUCUAACUUUAAGCUAAACGUCAACUGCCGAAUGGAGCAAGACUCGGUAUCUCAGAUUUUAUACGAGGUCCGUGAACUAGAGAACACCACCAUAACGGGCACAGGCAGAUACAAUACCAGCAUGGUUUUCUACCAAUCCAGCAGCUUCUACUAUCAGGUGACUCAAUUUCCAUAUGAGGUAACACUAAACCAGAACUUGUAUAUUGAAAUCGAUAUGCGGAGAGGUGACAGCAGUCUGGUCCUCUUCAUUGACACCUGUGUAGCAUCACCAUCAGCCUUUGAUUUCCAGUCAAGACCCUACUACUUGGUUCGCAAUGGUUGUCCAAUAGAUAACACCUACUAUGCCUACACUACUGGCACCAGCCCGUUUGCUCGUUUCACAUUUAAGGCCUUCCAGUUCUUGCGGGCCACAGAAAACGUGUACCUCCAGUGCAAGGUCCUAAUAUGUCCAGCCUCCGACUACAACUCCCGCUGCCGCCGCGGAUGCACCAAGCGAGUGGCCAGAGACGUGGGGUCUGAACAUGAGAGUGAAACUCUGGUUGUGGGUCCCAUUCACCUCUUAGACCCUGAGAAAAAGGAAGAUGCGACUGAUGAGCAGAAAGAAACUUAAAUCUUCAAUACUUCUCUCCCUCUUCUUCACGCCUUCACUCUAACACUGAAUGUUAUCCACCCUUUCUUUUUUUCCCUUUUCUUGCAUUACAUGAAUAAAGGCAUCAUCAAAAGA
Messenger RNA from Neolamprologus brichardi, 2385 nucleotides. NCBI's taxonomy places the organism in Eukaryota, Metazoa, Chordata, Actinopteri, Cichliformes, Cichlidae. The record is from RefSeq and is a predicted model, not a curated record.